This is a messenger RNA of Rubroshorea leprosula, 564 nucleotides long. The record is from the annotation of a GenBank genome assembly. Lineage: Eukaryota; Viridiplantae; Streptophyta; Magnoliopsida; Malvales; Dipterocarpaceae.
GCUUUCAUUCCACUCUUCUACAUUUUCCCUCUUUCAUCAGCAAACAAAGCUUAGCUCUAUACAAGUCUUUAUAUAUAGUUUCAUCAAUUCUUCGACUUCGAUCCAUAUCACUAAAUUAGUAAUCAAAAUUAAUUAACACAUACCAUGGAAAAUCACUUUCCAAAGUUCUUAGAGUCUCAGCAGCCAUCAACCUUGAAGCGCAGACACCUUACAAGUUCUGAGUCCUUCACAAAAUGGUUUAGAAAUGUGAGAAACGCUCAUAAUGAUCUUCAACGAAUGAGUAAUGCAAGAACUGCCGUGCUAAGGGGUUGGGAUGGCAGUUUGGCGUCACCAAGGUGUGGCUUUCGUGGACAGGUAGAGGCGUCAAGCCUCAGGCUUGAGCGGUUCAAGGUUCGGACCGUGGAGACGGAACAGGUUGUUAAGCAGGACGACGAAAGCAAGUGACCAAAAAUGUUGCAGCAUGGAUGAUGGAUAUAUAUGUAAAGUAUAUCAAAGCAUCUAAGAAUGUAUCAAUUGGAACAAGUUCUUUAUAUUUUUCUCCUUUGAUAAAUUUUAAAGUGAAUU